Messenger RNA from Echinococcus granulosus, 318 nucleotides. RefSeq lists its product as hypothetical. The record is from RefSeq and is a predicted model, not a curated record. The transcript has 2 exons. Lineage: Eukaryota; Metazoa; Platyhelminthes; Cestoda; Cyclophyllidea; Taeniidae. Bases 1 to 318 code for a protein of 105 amino acids.
AUGGAUGGAUGGAUGGAUGGAUGGAUGGAUACCGGAUGGAUAGAGAAUGGAUGGACGGAUGGAUCUCUAAAGGAUGAGUGGUUGUACCCUGAUACUUGUGCACGAGGACGUUGCGAUGAAUGCGUGCCUACUCUGACUGAUUGGACUGAAAGAAAUUGGAGAAGUUUUAUUGAAUGGAAAAACAGCUUGACAACGAAAGGAGACACGUGGGUUCUUUUGGAACUUGACAAAUGUCAAGUGAUUUUGUCUGCUGACUCUCUGCAAAUGCACUUUUUUUGUGGCUAUCACACUAAUGUUUCACUUAUUUACCAACCUUGA